Molecule: messenger RNA, 1332 nt
Organism: Naumovozyma dairenensis CBS 421
Lineage: Eukaryota; Fungi; Ascomycota; Saccharomycetes; Saccharomycetales; Saccharomycetaceae
Gene: ERG24
Product: delta(14)-sterol reductase
Exons: 1
Coding region: 1-1332 (443 amino acids)
Biological process (GO): ergosterol biosynthetic process
Cellular component (GO): endoplasmic reticulum membrane
Molecular function (GO): Delta14-sterol reductase activity
Source: RefSeq, a predicted model, not a curated record
AUGACAUUGAAUCCAAAGACCACUAAAUUUGAAUUUGGUGGGCCUCUAGGAGUCACCGUAUUAACUAUCUUCCUACCAAUCUUAUCAGUGGUAUUAAAUGAACUUAUACGCUCAGAUUAUUACAUCAAGGGUAUUUUCCAAAAUUUUUCAAUCAAUGAAACAUUGAAAAACAUCACUCCCUUCUCCUCAUUAUUACAAUUAACUUUCAAUAAACAAGUUUGGACAUAUUACUUAACUUGGUUCAUCUCUUUGUUGGUCUUUGAUACCAUAUUACCGGGGAAGUACAUGAAUGGUUGUGAAUUAAGAGAUGGUACAAAACUUACUUAUAAGAUUAAUGGUAUAAGUAUGGUCACUUUAUUAAUUUUGAUCCUUUCCGUUAGAUGGAAUUUAACUAAUGGUACCAUGCCUGAAUUACAAUUCUUAUAUGAUCAUAUUUUGGAAUUAUGUCUAGUUACUAUUGUAUUUGCAUUCAUCUUAAGUAUCUAUUGUUACGCGGUUAGUUUUAUUCCUUUGUUAGGGAGUAAAAGAAAUGGUCAAGACGGCAAGGAAAAGGUAUUAGCCGUGGGAGGGAACUCGGGCAACUUAAUUUAUGAUUGGUUUAUUGGGAGAGAAUUAAAUCCAAGAUUUUUCUUUAACAUAAUUGAUAUAAAGAUGUUUUGUGAAUUAAGACCUGGUAUGUUAUUGUGGUUAUUGAUUAACUUGUCAUGUUUACAUCAUCAUUAUUUAAUGAAUGAUGGAGAGAUUAAUGACGCUUUAUUGUUAGUUAACAUAUUGCAAGCAUUUUAUAUCUUUGAUGGCGUCUUGAAUGAAGAAGGUGUUCUUUCAAUGAUGGAUAUUACUACUGAUGGGUUUGGAUUCAUGUUAGCCUUCGGUGAUUUAACUUUUGUACCAUUCACAUAUUCAUUGCAGGCAAGAUAUUUGAGUGUGUCACCAAUCACUUUGGGUUAUACCAGAUGUAUAUUAAUUUCAACAAUAAUGUGUAUUGGUUAUUAUAUUUUCCAUUCAUCAAAUAUGCAAAAAUCAAAUUUUAGGCAAGGGAAAUUGGAAAAUCUGAAAAGUAUUCAAACUAAACGUGGUACAAAACUAUUAUGUGACGGAUGGUGGUCGAAAUCUCAACAUAUUAACUAUUUCGGUGAUUGGUUGAUAUCAUUAAGUUGGUGUUUAACUACUUGGUUCCAAACUCCAUUGACAUAUUAUUAUUCCAUAUAUUUUGCUACAUUAUUAAUGCAUAGACAAAUAAGAGAUGAAGAAAAAUGCCAUGCAAAAUAUGGUAAAAGUUGGGAAGAAUAUCAAAGGAAAGUUCCAUACAAGAUCAUCCCAUAUGUAUAUUGA